This is a messenger RNA of Brugia pahangi, 2046 nucleotides long. Lineage: Eukaryota; Metazoa; Nematoda; Chromadorea; Rhabditida; Onchocercidae. The record is from the annotation of a GenBank genome assembly.
AUGUAUAGUGGAACGCCGAUCAAUGUUUUACGAACUAAGUAUCGGUUAGCUGAAGAGCAGCGCAAUAAAAAUUGUGAAGCAAUGGAAGGCGAUGAAUAUAAGUGCGCUUCUGCUGCAGGUAAUUCUAUAUUUUGUAAGCAAGAUUUUGAAAAACAACCGAAAUCAUCUAUCACUCGACUGCUGAAUGAUACCGCUAAGGGUUUGAAGCAUGUGUAUCAGCUUUCACAUCCAUCACAGGAAGACCUUACGUACGAUCUCUUCAAAUGCUCCAAAAAACCCGAAGAAGCUUCUUUGGGAAAACUACUUUCUGUAUUGCGAUCAUUCGGCAUCCGUGAAGAUGAUCCACGGCUGAAGCAUACAAUAGAAAAGAUGCAUGAAUAUGAACUGCAAAUCGAGGAUGAUUGUGAUACUAGACACUGCUUGUUAAAUAAAAAACAGUUCAAGGAAUGUAUUCGGCCAAGCAUCAAUUUAAUUGCCCAAACGCUUCGCAACGAUUUGAUUAUUCCAUGUUGGGGCGAAUUUACUGCCAAGAUCAAAGAAAUUUUUGAUGAAUGUGCGAAUAUUCAUGAAGGCAAAGUAGCAAAUUAUAUUCCUCAAUUAGCCAGAGUAGAUCCGAAGAAAUGGGGUCUUUCGAUAUGUACAAUUGAUGGACAGCGUGUCAGUUACGGUGACGCUCGUGUACCGUUUUGUUUUCAGUCCAUAUCAAAAGCCUUCAAUUAUGCAAUAGUAGCGUCUGAUUUGGGAGCAGAUUUUGUUCACAACUAUGUUGGCCAUGAACCAUCUGGGCGAUUAUUCAAUGAAAUAUGUCUGGAUUGCAAUGGUAAACCACAUAAUCCUCUCAUAAAUGCUGGAGCAAUUAUUGUUACAUCAUUGCUGAAAAUGGGACAUAAAAUGGCUGAUCGUUAUGAUUUUGUGCUAACCCAAUACAGAAAACUUGCAGGAGGUGGAUAUAUAGGCUUUAAUAAUGCGACCUUUUUGUCGGAACGUGAUACUGCAGACCGUAAUUACGCGCUUUCUUAUUACAUGAAAGAAAAUAAUUGCUUCCCUGGUUCCAUAUCGCUCCGGGAUGAACUGGAUUUCUAUUUUCAGUUGUGUUCAUUGGAAACAACGUGUGAAAGUGCUGCGGUAAUGGCAGCUACUUUAGCUAAUGGAGGUGUUUGUCCUCUUACCAACGAAAUAUGCAUUAGUGCUCGGCCGUGUCGAGAUGUUCUUUCACUGAUGUAUUCAUGUGGGAUGUACGACUACAGCGGCCAGUUUGCGUUUCAAGUUGGCUUACCUGCAAAAUCUGGUGUCUCUGGAGCGAUGGUCGUUGUGGUACCAAAUUUGAUGGGAAUUUGCAUCUGGUCGCCACCUUUGGAUAAAAUGGGUAACAGUGUGCGUGGUGUAAGCUUCUGUAAGAAAAUGAUUGAAACUUUUAAUUUUCACAACUAUGACAGUUUGCUGCAUGCAGAUACCAAGAAAAUUGAUCCUCGAAAACGCAACAUUGAUGAUGUUCGAAGAAUGUUUUUGGGUGGUAUUGAUUUGAAUAUGUCAGACUAUGAUGGUCGCACGCCGUUGCAUUUAGCUGCUUCAGAAGGACAGUCUUUGAUGGUGGAUUUCUUUCUCGACAUUGCUCAUGUUAAUCCACUUGUGAGGGAUAGGUGGAAUAGGACUGCCUAUGAUGAUGCUUUAUCAUUUGGAUUUACCAAAAUUGCGGAAAAAAUCAAAUCAUAUAUGGAUAAAAUAUCUGGUGGAUUUGUGCCAAUAACAAUUCCUCCAGAAAAAGCUCGACAGCUGUUGCCCGAAAACGGUGAUGUUUUAAUUAAUCUGCCAGAAGAAGCAGAUGAAUGGGAAAAAGAAUUGCGAAUUGUGGUUGACCGUUUAUCUUAUUUCGAUCAUUCAAAUGAUUGUGGAAGCAGUCCCGGCAUUGCUGAGAACGGCGAUGGAGCAUUUGAUAUUUUGGAAAAGUCAUCUGAAGGGAACAAUGGACCUAGUGCUUUGGAUGCAGAAAGCAUAACAGACGGGGCUGGUGGUCAGAUUGACCUUAAUAUGAAGAUUUCAAGUUGA